AUGGCAUCCCAAGCGGAGGAGAAAACCAAGGAGACCUCCAUCCUUCUCAGCAACCUCAAGUCCACGCUCAUCCGGAAAGCCUUCCAUCUUGCCCCCUCUACCUCCUCCGCGGCGCCUCCUUCUGGCACAGGCUCUGGAGCCAAGCCCGAUUGGGGAUGGGACAUGCAUGCGCAUCUGGACCAGGAUCUGGGGCUCAGUUGGGCGGCGCGGGAUGCGAAUAAUCUGCAUGAGAAUGUGGAUGUGGAUGCGGUCACUCGGGACGGUGGACAUUCGAGUACACAUGCCCUUCUCCGCUGA
This is a messenger RNA of Puccinia triticina, 297 nucleotides long. RefSeq lists its product as uncharacterized. The record is from RefSeq and is a predicted model, not a curated record. Lineage: Eukaryota; Fungi; Basidiomycota; Pucciniomycetes; Pucciniales; Pucciniaceae. The transcript has 2 exons. The coding region runs from base 1 to 297 and encodes 98 amino acids.